AAGUGGUUCACUUAUAAACACGCCACAUACGUGCUGUAAAUGUGUAAAUGUUUUACUUUCAUUGGAAUCAAGGCGCAUAGCUUUGUUGUUAUGUACACAUAUGAUACACAACCUGCAAAAUGAAUGAAUGUUGUUUAAUUUUCACAUUUUACAGAAAGAUUCUAAAGAGAGAUUUUAAAAGGUCGGCAUUCCCUUGUUGAAUUUAUAUAUUUAUUUUAACUGCAAUAAAUUAAUCAACAUUCUGUAAACCGUAAUAAUGUUUUGAUAGGUUUUUGCUGUAUGUAGCUCAGUGGUAAGAGCAUUGUGUUAACAACGCAAGGUUUGUAACGAACGAAACUGUAUUAACAUGCAUCACAUUAUUGUGCGGUGUGCCCCUUUAAGAGACUGAUCACGUCAUUUCUGAUGCGUGCUAUGCGUGAUAACGUUGUUGAGGUGAGCGUGAGUGAGAUCCACCGUAGAUGCUAAGCGUGCUCUACCCUUUUUCUAUAUUAUUGUUUUGUUAGUUUUAUUUUGUGAUGCUGAGAAGGAGUAAUCUCUCAUGUUUGAGAGGAUUGCGUUGCUUGUGUUACCUGCCAUUAAAUGUGCGUGAUACAGCCUUUACGCCUCUAACCUCUUUCUUCCAUUGACUUUGUGAGAGCUAUCCUGGUCAAAGCGUUACAGGUUGUGGGUUCGAUCCCAGGGGAUUGCAAAUACUUAUGUAAAAUGUAUAGGAUAAAGCAAUCAACAUCAGAGAUGGGAAGUGAUUCCAAUGAGGUUGUUGUUCAAUCCUCAGACACCGGGGCCUGGUUUCACAGUUACCUGCAUGGAGGAACCUCCAGCCUGAUUUCCACACUGACCACCAUCAUCACCUUCCCUCUGUACAAGACCGUGUUUCGCCAGCAGCUGCACAGCACAUUAGUACGUGAAACGCUGGCCCAGUUAUUCAAGGAGGGUCCGCUGAAACUGUACCGUGGUGUUGCACCACCGCUGCUGAUGAAAGGUCUUAACGGAACUGUACUGUUUGGCCUUCAGGACACGUUCUUACAGAAGCUGUCCCUCUGGGCCGAGACGCCUCUUCCCGCAAAUGUCCUUCCUGCUGUGGCGGGUUUAGGUGCAGGUGUGGUGGAAGCCAUGCUCUUUACUCCAUUCGAGCGUGUGCAAAACGUCCUGCAGAACAACAAGAACGACCGCAGCCUUCCUACUGUAAGAAGCGUGUUGCUCAAGCUAAGUUCAAGACCCAUGGCAUCAGGGUAUUACACGGCAUUUCUUCCUAUACUUGUCCGUAAUGCCUUAGGGAGCAGCUUUUAUUUUGGCCUGAAGGACCCGAUGUCUACAACCCUGGGCGUUUAUGGCUUUUCCCCUUUAGCCUCAUCCUUCAUGUCAGGGAUCUUAAAUUCAAUGAUGAUUAGUUUACCGCUGUACCCUCUCUCUGUGCUGGUGGCCAACAUGCAGGCUCAAGUAGACGGAGGAAACAGAGGGGCAAGAAGCAGUUGGCAGCAGCUUUGGGCAGCCCGUCAGCGUAGCCUGCUUCUUCUGUAUCGCGGAGGUUGUUUGGUCAUCUGUCGCUCUUGCAUUACCUGGGGCAUCACUACUGCAAUAUAUGAUCAACUGAAGAAACGCUCAGAAUGAUAUUCAAUAACAGGGACAUGCCUUCUCUUCAUAUAGCCAUAAUCUCAGGUUAACAGUCAGUGUUCUUGCACGAAACCCGAAAGAUUUAAAGGGUGAAUGUUUUAAUAAAGGCUUUCUAUUCUAUUCUUAAUGAAGAUGAA
Molecule: messenger RNA, 1748 nt
Organism: Triplophysa dalaica
Lineage: Eukaryota; Metazoa; Chordata; Actinopteri; Cypriniformes; Nemacheilidae
Product: solute carrier family 25 member 53-like
Exons: 2
Coding region: 703-1608 (301 amino acids)
Source: RefSeq, a predicted model, not a curated record